UAAGCCUCGAUUUCAAAUCAGUUACAUAGAUGGCGAACUGGCGACUGCUUGCUCGGAGGAUAACCUCCUCGUUUAUUAUAGGAUUGUGUCUCGUGAAUUUAUCUGACAGCUCUUUAUCCAAGUCGAUUAAGCAUCCUGUUAUAUUAAUCCCAGGAGAUGGUGGAAGCCAAUUAGAAGCAAAGCUGAACAAGACAAAAUCUGUUCACAUAUUCUGCAGUCAGAAAACCAGUGACUAUUUUGCACUAUGGCUCAACUUGGAGCUGAUGGAACCCUAUGUAUUGGACUGCUUUGUGGAUAACAUGAGGUUGGUUUAUGACAAUGUAACACGAACUACAAAGAACUCUCCUGGAGUAGACAUCAGGAUCCCAGGCUUUGGUGGAACUAAGACUGUAGAAUGGCUGGACUCUAGUGAAAUAUCACCUACCUCCUAUUUUUCGGUUAUGGUCCAGGACUUGUUAAGCAUGGGCUAUGUAAGGAACCAGUCUGUGAGAGGAGCACCAUAUGACUUCAGGAAAGCACCAAAUGAGCAGGCAGAUUUUUUCCUGAAAUUCAAGCAGCUGAUAGAGGAAACGUUCACUAUGAACAACAACAGCCGCGUAGUGUUGGUGGGUCACAGUAUGGGUAAUAUGUACACCCUGUACUUCCUCAACCACCAGCCACAGCAGUGGAAAGACAAAUAUAUCAGGUCCUUUGUGUCCUUGGCAGGGCCAUGGGGAGGAGCAGCAAAAACACUCAGGCUUAUGUCUUCUGGUGAUAGUUUGGGUUUCUACUCCAUAAUCCUGAACCCACUGGAGAUUCGCCCACAACAGAGGUCAAUGCCCAGCACUGCUUGGCUUUUACCCACAGACUCUGUCUGGAGCCCAGACGAUGUCCUCGUCAGCAGGCCAGGUUACAACUACACAUUGAAAGACUAUAAAAAGUUCUUUCAGGAUCUUAACUUCAUGGACGGCUGGUACAUGAGACAGGACACAGAGGGAUUGACGAGGAAGUUGUCGCCACCUGGUGUCGAGGUGCACUGUGUCCACGGAUUGGGGGUGAAGACGCCGGCGGCGUUUUCGUUCACGGAAAAGCAGUGGCCGGAUUCUCAGCCCACGGUGACAUACAGUAAUGGGGAUGGGACGGUGAACAGUAGAAGUCUUGAAGGCUGUUUGCUGUGGCAGGAGAGGCAACCCCAGAGUGUGUACCAUUAUGUCAUUCCCAAUGCCGAACAUAUGCAACUUCUCUACAAUGCAGAUGCUAUUAAGAUUAUUAAGAAAGUCGCAGGUAGCGACACUCCUUGAAGUAAAAACGCAUGUACACAGGGAGAGGGAAAAGUUGCCUUAAAUGGUUGUGCCAAAAUUAUCAAGAUUUCUGUAUUCAGGGAUUCUGUACUAGUUAAUGUUAGCUGUUGUCAUGACAACUGAUACUAGUUAAUACUCGUGGGUUGCAAAGAUGUGUUGGGAACAUGUCAGGAUGUGACUUGUUAUUUUUGUUCCAAAGUUAUAAGAACCCAUUGAUGCAACAAAAUAUGGGGAACAGUUUAAAACCAAGUUCCUCAGAAAAUCACCUUUUUGUUUUUUUUUUUUUU
Lingula anatina is the source of this 1567-nucleotide messenger RNA. RefSeq names its product lysosomal phospholipase A and acyltransferase. The record is from RefSeq and is a predicted model, not a curated record. Gene Ontology annotation, biological process: lipid metabolic process. Lineage: Eukaryota; Metazoa; Brachiopoda; Lingulata; Lingulida; Lingulidae.